Esox lucius (northern pike) is the source of this 2142-nucleotide messenger RNA. It is a transcript of the gene wdr54, whose product is annotated as WD repeat domain 54. Lineage: Eukaryota; Metazoa; Chordata; Actinopteri; Esociformes; Esocidae. Gene Ontology annotation, molecular function: ubiquitin binding. The record is from RefSeq and is a predicted model, not a curated record. The coding region runs from base 438 to 1448 and encodes 336 amino acids. Gene Ontology annotation, cellular component: nucleus; cytoplasm. Gene Ontology annotation, biological process: sperm axoneme assembly; proteasome-mediated ubiquitin-dependent protein catabolic process; ubiquitin recycling. The transcript has 10 exons.
UUUAUUGCUUACAGUAGCUAACAAUAUACACAUGUAUUGCUAGCGUAAUUUAAUGUAGCUAUCUGUUGCACAUGGUGGUAUUGUUUGCCUUGCUAGUAGCCAGCUACUGUAUCCAGCCAGUCUGUUUUUAUGCCCGCUAGCUAGUAUGUAUGCUAGUCUAUACUGUAUGGCGUUAAGCCGAAACAGUUAUAUACGUUAGCCGACUGCAAUAUCGCCUACGAUAUUCACUUUUUACAGUUCAUAUGCAAUCUGAUUAACAACGCUACACUACCUUCUUUCAAUUGCCAGUAUCGACGUGUGGCAUGGAUGAUAAUGCAAUUUGGCCGAUUUAAGCUGUAAAGCAGUUUAAUCCGGUUGAAUCACAGAAUAGCCAUCAUAAUUACGGACUCUAACUGCACCCCUUUCUAUUUACGGAAUUCAAUUGAAAAGAUCUAAAGAUGUACCACAAAGAGAAGAGCAUCCAGAUCAAAAGUAGCGCUUCGGCGCUGUACAACAACCUCAGCGUACUGCGCAUAGCCCCUCGAAACCUGACUUAUUUCUCCGUGGUACACGCCAACAUGGUCAACAUGGUUAGCGCGUCUUGGGACGGACUCAACUACUCCCACCGACAGCUGCAAUCCAAAGAGCCGAACGUCACCACCAGCUCGUCUCUUAUCAUGCAGGCGGCCUGGUGUGUCCUCCCUUACCGUGAAAUCCUGGUGCUCACCUCUCAGAAAGGCAUCCAAAUGUACGAGUCAGAUGGAUCCAUUAUGGUGUACUGGCACGCCCUGGACACCCCAGAGACCCCGACAGCUCAGGCCGUGUUUGCUCGAGGCAUUGCGGCGGUGCGGGACAAAUACAUUUGUGUGGGCAUCUCGUCUGGCUCUGUGCUGGUGUUUGAUGUCCCCAGCAAAGGCAGUAAUAUCACCCUGUCAGAGGUGCUAGAGGAGCACAAGGAGUCCAUCACAGAUAUGGCCUCAGAAUGCUCCGGAAGCCUGGAGUGCAUCGCCGACUUGGUGAGUGCCGACGACUCUGGCAACCUGAGUGUGUGGAAGUCGGGAGAAGACUUCCAGCUGCUCAACAAAAUCCCUGGUUUUGAUAUGAGCUGUUCCUCUGUGAAGCUGUGGAAGGGCACUGUGGUAGCUGGCUAUGGAACAGGGCAGAUCCGUCUCUAUGAAGCCAUUACAGGAAUCAUCCACGCAGAGAUCAAUGCCCAUGCACGCUGGAUCUACUCCUUGGACAUCGCCCCCUUCUCUGGCCUGCUGCUGUCUGCUGCUGAGGACUCCCUGGUGCGAGUGUGGCAUCUUACCGUGACCCCAGAGACCAACAGUGUGGAGAUCGUACACAUGUACAAUGAGUGCGUGACGGACACCCAGAUCUGCGGCGCCAAAUUCUGCGAUGGGGACGGCUACGCAUUCGCUGUGACAGGCUACGACCUCAGCGAAAUCAUCCGCUACACUCAGGCCUAAGGAGUUAUGGGAGGUGUGUGCGUGAGUGAGUGAGUGAGUGCGUGUGUGUGAGUGCGUGCGUGUACGUGCGUGCGUGUGUGUGCGCGUGCGCAAGGUCGAUGUUUUAACAAACUGUGUCAGCACAACCUGUCAUGUGUCCAACAUGUGUGUGACUGGAGCCUGGAGCAGGAAGUGUUUUCCUGAUGGGGCAGCAUGCUUCCCGGGCCGUUCUACCGGACCUGUGGUUCAGAUAAAUGGACAAUGGAUGAGGUGGCGAACCAGCACUAUGACUCGUGCAUCUCAGUGGUAUCAUAUCUACUGGACAUAAGAACCUACAGAACCUUUCCCAUGAGAAAGACCGUCAGGCAGAUAGCAGGACAUUUCCUCAGUCGAGCAGUUUCCUGCAGGUCCUAUCUGCACUCAGUAGUCAUCAAUGUCCCCCAAAAAACCAAGAGACAUCGGAUGGAUUGUGAUGAGAGAGAGGACUUGUAGUACAAUGUGAACUUGUAUGAUUUGACUGAUUUGCACACUGCUCACUGCUGACACAGGAAAUGUGUAUAAAUCCGAUAGAAAUACAAGUAUGCAGCACAAGACGUGGUUUAUGUUAAGUUCUUCAGCAUUCAGUUUGAAAAUGUACCAUUCCUUAACUGUUAAGUCUUGAAUAUUGAACAGCAUUGUAAGUCAUACUGUAAUAUAUAAAUAUACUGUAAUGAAA